Messenger RNA from Akanthomyces muscarius, 1518 nucleotides. RefSeq lists its product as uncharacterized. The record is from RefSeq and is a predicted model, not a curated record. The transcript has 5 exons. NCBI's taxonomy places the organism in Eukaryota, Fungi, Ascomycota, Sordariomycetes, Hypocreales, Cordycipitaceae. Gene Ontology annotation, molecular function: zinc ion binding; DNA-binding transcription factor activity, RNA polymerase II-specific. The coding region runs from base 1 to 1518 and encodes 505 amino acids. Gene Ontology annotation, biological process: regulation of DNA-templated transcription.
AUGAGCCAACAUCAGUUUCUUGCCGCCAAGGGUUCUGGCCAGCCGCCCGAUCGGGCCGAAGCGUUGAGCGCUUCCAGCAGGCGAGUGAGGCCGCUAACAAAGGCAAAGUGUGACAAUUGUCGGGACAGAAAGAUCAAGUGCGACAACACACUCCCACGAUGCAUGCGAUGUGUCAAGAGUAACCUGCCAUGCCGAAAGUCUAGAAAGGAGCUACAAUUUGUGUUUGCCGACCCCUCGGCUGCGGCGCACACACCAGCAGCGACUCGUCAGCGCGCCGCCCAAGAGAUCGCGAGGCGGCUUCCUACUGCGAGUCCCUUUGGCGCCCCGUCCAUCCGGCGUUCCGCCAUUGUGAAUCAAUGCUGCACCACUCUGUUCCCGAGCGACCCGACCGGAUGGACGUCCGAUACCAUGAGCAUCAUGAAUGUGCUUCAGGGCAGGGACACCGCAGCCGACACCGUGGCCCUGGCUGCGUCUUACCGUCUCGUCGUGGACCAAGAUCCCAGUCUCCGUGCGUAUAGCCUGGAGGCGUACUGCCGAGCCGUGUCGCAAAUGAGAUUCCUGGCCAUGGAUUUCAAGAAGAAUUGGAGAAGGCUUUUGGAAUCAUCACUGCUGCUGUUUUUGUACGAGGCGAAUCUUGAUGAUAUUAUCCAAUACCCAGCAGUUACCCUUGGCACUGAUAGCCAUCUAACAGGGAUGACUUCAGUCUUGAAACUGGUCGGCCCCGCCGCUUUUCAGACCGAACCACUCCACGGUUUCUUUUUAUGCGCCAGGUUUGCUCUUAUAUAUCAAUACUGCACGAGCAAAUGGGACAUGCUGUUUGUAUUGCAGCCAGACUGGCUCGCAAUUCCCUUUGCCAAGAUCCCAAAGACCUUGCUUCACAAGGUGUUGGAUAUCAGAGGGCAGCUCGUCGUUAUGAGACACCGUCUGCCGUUGGAAUGCCAACCUGUGCCGCGAUAUCAACACUCUCCGAGUUUUUGCAAAACUUGCCACGACAUGCGCUACCUGCUCGGCCAACUUCAUGAUCAGCUCGACGGAUGGAUCGACGAGCUGGAAGAGCAGAUGCCGCAUCUGGUAGGAGUGGCCACGGCCCAAGAUGGCCGCACGGCGCUGAGCAAGCCGGCGUUUCGCAACCCCGGCGAGACCCAGGCGCUGGCGCAGUACUGGGUGGUGCGGCUCGCCAUCUACCUCACGACAUGGCGGAUGUCGCGCAUGCCGUUAGAGGCGUGCCGGGCCGGCGCGGCGGAAGACAUGCGGCGCCGGGACGAGGCGUACCUCGCGGCUGUCCGCGCGUCUCUGCGCACCGCUGCGUACUGCAUGGGUCCGGGCACGGGGUCGUGGCAUCGUAAGAUGUGGGUGGAGCUGGCAGAAGAGAUGAGACUGUAUUGUGACAGGAGAGGCGGCUUGGGCAACAUUGAAGACAAAGUUGUGCGCCUGCAGGAAGACAUCAACUCAGGCUGGGACGCAGAUGGCCUGACGAAGCCUCUGGUGAGCGAAGGCGAUGGAAGAUACUUUGUAUAG